UCGGCGGCGGGAUGGAGAGCGGCGGGUGUUGAGGUUCUCCGGGCUGCUCCUUCGACGGAGACGCGGGGAGCGCAGUGCGUUUUGCGCGGACGGGCCGCUCCCGCUUGCGUUCGCUUUGGGCAGCGACCGGCUCGCAGCGCCGCCCCUCCUGGCACUGCGCGCCGGCACGAGGGCACCCCGUCGGGCAUGGAUUGCAAGCUGGAGGCGCAGCGCAUCGUCAGCAUCUCUCUGGGCAAGAUGUACGGCGCGCGGGGUCAGCGCGGCGGCGUCAAGCUGCACAGGAACCUCCUGGUGUCGCUCGUCUUGCGCAGCGCCCGGCAGGUCUACCUGAGCGAGUUGGAUGGCGCGCAGACGGCGCCUUUCCCGGCUGCUGCUCCGGAGCCGAUGGCGCCUGGUGCGGAUCUACUCCGAGGAGGACCUCCGAGGCUGCCGGUCUUUCAUCCCUCGCCUCCGUUUUUCCUGCAGCCGGCGGCGCUGCCUUCGGAGCGCAGGGCUCCCCCGUCGCCGCGCAACCUCGCGCCGGAUUGGGAAGCUAAUCGUCUGGCGCGGCGCUGCUGCGGCGGCUGUGGCUGCUCUUCUUCGACGGGUGAUGCCGGCAAUCGGCCGGCCGAGGCUCCCUCUCCGCCCUGCUGCCCCAGGAAGAGGGGCGCCGCCGCGCAACGAGGCGAGGGCGCGCCGUCUGGGAGCUCCCCGCUGAAGAAGCCGCGUAGGGAUCGGGAGCCGCAGAACCCGAGGCACCACGGCAGCGGCGGUGGCGGCGACCUGGAGACGGGCAACGUGGCCAGCCUCAUCAGUAUCUUCGGCUCCAGCUUCUCGGGACUGCUCGGCAAAAAGCCCUCGGGAGCCGGCCGGCGCCGGCGGAGGGAAGCCGAGGAAGACGACGACAAGGACGAGGCAUCGGCCGGAGCAGCAGCGGACGCCGAGCCGGGGCCGAUCUGCUGCGACGAGUCCAUGCUGCGCAACCUCAACCCUUGGAGCACGGCCAUCGUGGCUUUCUGAACUUGCCCAUUCCCCCCCCGGUUGCAUAUUAUUGGGACCACGGGGUUGGGGGUGGGGAGAGGUGUGGCUGCACGU
Molecule: messenger RNA, 1074 nt
Organism: Lacerta agilis (Sand lizard)
Lineage: Eukaryota; Metazoa; Chordata; Lepidosauria; Squamata; Lacertidae
Gene: IER5
Product: immediate early response 5
Exons: 1
Coding region: 187-999 (270 amino acids)
Source: RefSeq, a predicted model, not a curated record